UUACGAAAUAGAUAUGAGUUUCUCGGAUAAAGUAGUUCUAGUGACGGGUGCGAGCUCCGGUAUCGGAGCAGCUGCCGCCAUCUUGUUUGCGAAGGAAGGCGCUCGAGUCGCCAUCGUCGGUCGAAAUGAAACCAAACUCGGCAACGUCGCACGGCAAUGCGCGGAAAAAGGAGAAACACCUCUUGUCAUCAAAGCAGAUAUCUCCAAAGAACAAGAAGCGAGCACUAUAGUCCAGCAAACUGUCGAUAAGUUUGGUAAAUUAGAUAUCCUCAUCAACAACGCUGGAUUUUCCAAACUAGGUUCGCUACUCGACGGAAAGAUUCUCGAAGCAUACGACGAUGUAAUGAAAACUAACGUCCGAGCUGCGAUCCAUCUCACAACCCUAGCAGCUCCUCAUUUAAUUAAAACAAAAGGAAACGUUAUCAACACGUCCAGUACUGGGUCUCUUCACGUCCCUCAAAUACCAACGCAUGCAACUUACUGCAUUUCUAAAGCAGCUUUGGAUCAUUUCACGCGCUGCGCGGCCUUAGAACUGGCACCUUCGGGCGUUAGAGUGAACAGCGUUAAUCCAGGACCAGUGAGAACAGAUAUUCUAGAAAAUUCUGGUGUACAAAACCCCGAUGCUGUGUGGGAGACAUUCAAAAUCGGUACAGCCCUGAAUAGAAUUGGAGAGCCUGAUGAAAUAGCUGAACUCAUGUUGUUUUUGGCCAGUGACAAGGCGAGGAGCAUUACUGGGUCUAUUUAUGUGUCUGACAACGGAUAUUUGCUAAAAAAUUAG
This is a messenger RNA of Cydia splendana, 778 nucleotides long. Its product is annotated as A-factor type gamma-butyrolactone 1'-reductase (1S-forming)-like. Lineage: Eukaryota; Metazoa; Arthropoda; Insecta; Lepidoptera; Tortricidae. Bases 14 to 778 code for a protein of 254 amino acids. The transcript has a single exon. The record is from RefSeq and is a predicted model, not a curated record.